This is a messenger RNA of Hemisphaericaspora subhashii, 1236 nucleotides long. RefSeq lists its product as uncharacterized. The transcript has a single exon. Gene Ontology annotation, biological process: regulation of alternative mRNA splicing, via spliceosome; mRNA cis splicing, via spliceosome. Lineage: Eukaryota; Fungi; Ascomycota; Pichiomycetes; Serinales; Debaryomycetaceae. Gene Ontology annotation, cellular component: U2 snRNP; catalytic step 2 spliceosome; U2-type prespliceosome. Gene Ontology annotation, molecular function: RNA binding. The record is from RefSeq and is a predicted model, not a curated record. The coding region runs from base 1 to 1236 and encodes 411 amino acids.
AUGUCGGUACAAUCAGCUACAGAGGUGCCUAAGGAUAUUAAAGUUCCUCCAAAGGAUAUUAAGGAAACGGUGGAUAAGACUGUAGCUUAUGUCAAUAAGAAUGGAAAAUCAUUUGAACAAAGAUUAUUAGCAAACAAUACUGCCAACAAGUUUGAUUUUAUAUUAGAAGACAAUGAAUAUCACUCAUAUUAUAAGUGGAAGUUGAACACAUCACAGGAUUCAGCUCCGUUAAAUAUAGAGCCGGACGGAAGCAAUGAGAUUAAAAUUGAAAAGCCUCGAGAGUUGCCCUUUUUGGUGGACUUACCUUCCGUCAUCUCUUCGCGAGAUUUGGAUAUCAUUAAAACCACAGCUUUAUACAUCGCCCAUAAUGGUAUAGACAGGAUACCCAAGUUGUUGCAACAUGAAGAGAAACGGAACAACCGAGCUCAAUUCGAGUUCUUAAAUAAAUCACAUUCAUUGCAUCCUUUAUUCAUGUCAUUUGUAACACAAUAUCAACUAUUGAUCAAACUAUAUAACAACGAUCCCGAAACCCAACCAAUUCGAGAAUCCCUAAAUAUCAAUAAUAAGUUCGAUAUCUUAACUCAGGCAUAUGAUAGAGCUCAAUAUAUCAAGCAAAACAAAGUGAAGGAAAAGAAAGAACAAGAAUCGCAAGAACAGAAACAACGACAUUUUGCCCUGAUAGAUUGGCAGGAUUUCGUCCUUGUUGGACAAGUUGAAUUCGAUGCCAUUGAUGAAGUUAAGGAAUUGAGUAUACCUUUAAAGAGACUGGAUUUACUCAGUAGAUCUCUAGAAGCAAGAAGUAAGGAUGUUGUAUUGCCAAAAUCAGACGCGCCUAGACCCCAAGCCAAGGAAGAGAGCGAGCCCCAAAAGGAACAAGAGGAAAAAGCCGGUGAACCACAAACUGUGCCUGUGCAGCAGGCACCUAAAGGUGUUCUCAAGGGUAUGAAGAUAAAAGAAGCGGGUGCCUCACGAUUGAAGAAGAGAUCAUCUCCAAUGGCAGACACUAUUAAAUGUCCAAUUACUGGAAAGCUUAUACCUGAAGCAGACUUUGAUACCCAUAUUAAGACUCUAUUAAGGGAUCCUCGAUAUAAGCAAGAACAGGAGAAUUAUAUUAAGAAGAAUUUUAAGUAUGCUUCGAAUAUCACAACUGAUCAAGUAUAUGAGAAUAUUAAAAGAUUAAUGAAGAAGAGGGGUGGUGGGGAAGAACGAAAUGGGAAUAAAAGGUUGCAGUCGUAG